Chanos chanos (milkfish) is the source of this 606-nucleotide messenger RNA. It is a transcript of the gene nkain5, whose product is annotated as sodium/potassium transporting ATPase interacting 5. NCBI's taxonomy places the organism in Eukaryota, Metazoa, Chordata, Actinopteri, Gonorynchiformes, Chanidae. Gene Ontology annotation, biological process: regulation of sodium ion transport. The record is from RefSeq and is a predicted model, not a curated record. The transcript is spliced from 6 exons. The coding region runs from base 1 to 606 and encodes 201 amino acids.
AUGGGGUGCUGCUCAGGCAGAUGUAUGCUGAUACUCCUAUGCAGCAUACAAUUGAUUACUGCCCUGGAGCGGCAGGUGUUUGAUUUUAUGGGCUAUCAGUGGGCCCCCAUCCUGGUGAACUUCCUACACAUCAUAGUGGUCAUCCUGGGCCUUUUUGGAGCUGUCCAGUACAGGCCACGUUAUGUUAUACUGUACAUUGUCUGGACUCUGCUUUGGGUUGGAUGGAAUAUCUUCAUCUGCUGCCUUUAUCUGGACAUAGGAGGUCUUUCCAAGGACAGUGAUUACCUGUCACUUGGGAUUUCUACACACCGUUCAUGGUGGAAGGACAAUGGGCCGGGAUGUGACGAUAAAAACAUCCCAGCCACUAGGUGGCAGAGUGACGACAGCUCUUUUCUCAUGUCUGAAUUGACCUGUCUGCUAAAGUAUCAGUACAUCGAGGUUCUGCACAGUGCUCUGCAACUGCUUAUCUCUCUACUGGGAUUUGUGUUUGCCUGUUAUGUGGUCAGCAUCUUUAACGACGAGGAAGACACAUUUGAUUUCAUUGAUGGCUUUGAUCCAUUUUCUGACAUAAAUGACAAGGAGAAAGCUUCCCAUCUCUUCCUGUAG